Molecule: messenger RNA, 2124 nt
Organism: Pseudozyma flocculosa PF-1
Lineage: Eukaryota; Fungi; Basidiomycota; Ustilaginomycetes; Ustilaginales; Ustilaginaceae
Exons: 1
Coding region: 1-2124 (707 amino acids)
Source: RefSeq, a predicted model, not a curated record
AUGCCGUCCCGUUCGGCCGCCUUCGCUGCCGCCGGCAUGGCCGUGCUGGCCGCUUACGCCUCGUCCGCCGUCGCACAGACCGUGACGCUGAACCCGGCGCUGAGCAGCUCGCAGGCCGCCUCACUCUCUCCCGUCAUCAGCCCAUCGUACGCAGGCCUGGGCAUCGAGCCGUCGAACCUGCUCGCCUUCACCGGCACCACCUCAGUCAACCAGCUCACCUUCCAGCUGCUCAGCAACCUCGCCAACUACACGGGCGUGCCGCCGCACCUGCGCGUUGGAGGCAACUCGGGCGACAACAUGCUCUACUCGGCCUCGGAGACUUCGUACUUCCUCCAGCCCAACCCGAGCUCGUCGGGCGCCGGCAACAGCGCCAAGACCGACGGCUUCCUCUUUGGACCCAACUACUUCCGCGCGCUCGACCGCCUGCCCAAGGGCACCCCCGUCACCUACGGCCUCAAUCUGGCCUACACCGGCUCCGACUAUGCCGACCGCAUCGUGGCGCAGGCGCAGGCGGCGUUCGACAACCUCGACAACGUCACCCUCGUCGGCCUCGAGAUCGGCAACGAGCCGGACCUCUAUACGUCGGCGGGCUACCGGCCCUCGAGCUACACUGUCCAGCAGUUUGGCCAAGAGUGGGGCGACCGCGCCAGGAUUCUCUACAACCGCGUGCUGGCGCCGCGCAACCUGCCCACCAACUUCUUUGAGCCGGCUACGACGGCGACGACGGCGACCAAGAACGGCCAGCCCUUCCGCAUCUCGAACCUCGUCAACACGGGCGUCGCGGCCGACAACGGCGUCUAUGUCGCCGGCUGGAACCAGCACGACUACUUCUACUACGUCGGGGUCAGCUCCUUUGAGCUCACCACCGACUACCUGCUCGACCUCUCGCACACCGUCAGCCAAUUCAACGAGUGGACCAACCAGGCCGGGCAGGCGCUCGUCACGGGCAAGCCCUACUACCUGCGCGAGAUGGGCAGCGUCGGUCCCGAGGGCAUCAAGGGCAUCAGCGACACGUUUGCCAACACGCUGUGGACGUUCAACUUCUUCUUCUUUGCCGCCACGCAGCAGAUUUCGUCGGUGCAGAUGCACGCCACCGACGCCUCGUACGGCUCGCCGUGGCAGCCGCGCACCAUCAACGGCGUCUCGCCGCGCGUCCGCUCCUCGUACUACGCCUGGGCCGCCUUUGACCAGGUGGUUGGCGCAUCGUGCAACACUCGCGUCGCACCCAUCUCGAUUGGCGGUACGCCGUCCAGCUACAACAACCGGCUCGGCGCCUACGCCUCGUACCGCGGCGGCACCCUCACCUCGCUCGUCAUGAUCAACACCCAGACGCUCUACACGGGCGCGACGGCGGGUACGAUGACGUUCUCCUUCAAGCUGCCGAGCCUGGCGGGCCAGACCGUGUACCUGUCGACGCUCAACGCCACGGGCUCGGAUGCCACCACCAACACGACGUGGAACGGCAUCAGCUACGAGGUCAGCGGCAACGGGCAGCCCACGGUCGUCGAUGGCUCGACGGUGGUGGUGACCAUCGCCGGCGACGGCUCGCUCUCGGUGCCCGUGCGCGACAGCUCGGCCGUGGUGGCCAACAUCGGCUUCAAGCUGGGCAACGAGCGGGUCAAUGCGACGUCCUGCAACGUGCUGGCCGCCACGGCGCCCGAGGGGGGCGAGAACACGGCCAGCGGCACCACGGCGGCCGCGCCGGCGCCGACGUUCAAGUCGACGUCGGGCUUCCAGAACACGGGCGGCGGCCUCAGCACGGGCGCCAUUGCGGGCAUCGCUGCGGGAGGUGGCGCGGCGGUCCUCAUCUUCCUGGCGCUCGUCAUCUUCUUCUGCGUGCGCAUGUGCCGCAAGAAGCGGGACCGCAAGAGCCGGUACUACACGACGCCGCCCUCGAUGGCACCGCCGCCUCCGCCCCCGCCGAUGGCGCCCUUCAACAGCCGGCCGGACCGCAGCCGCAGCCACGAGUACGCCCCGGUGCGCGGCGGCACCCCGCAGUCGUCGGGGUACAGCAGCCCGUACAUGGGCUCGGGCGGCCUGCCUCCGCCGCGCUUUUCGGCGGGCUACCCGCCCAUGACUGAAACCUCGAGCCGCAGCUCGUCGCGCAAGGGCCGGCCGUACUGA